Messenger RNA from Colletotrichum scovillei, 1215 nucleotides. RefSeq lists its product as uncharacterized. The transcript is spliced from 2 exons. The record is from RefSeq and is a predicted model, not a curated record. Bases 1 to 1215 code for a protein of 404 amino acids. Lineage: Eukaryota; Fungi; Ascomycota; Sordariomycetes; Glomerellales; Glomerellaceae.
AUGCGUUACACUACUCUCACCGUUCUCGCUAUUGCCCUUCUCACGGGUAAUGCCUUGACUGCUCCCGCUCCUCAGGGCGGUGCUGGUGCCAUCGGAGGUGGUAACGGCGGAGGUGCCGGCAAUGGAGCCGGAGCUGGAGCCGGAGGCAACACCGGAGGCAACACCGGAGGCAACACCGGAGGCAACACCGGCAACACUGGCAACGCCGGCAAUGCUGGCAACAACAACAAUAACAACAACGCCGGCAACAACAACCAGCAGCCCCCUCCUCCUCGUCCUACCAACACCAACAACAACCCUAAUAAUGCCAACCCCAACAAUGCAAACAACGGAAAUGGUGCGAACGCCGGGAACAAUGCCAACAACGGCAACGCCAACAACGCCGGAGCUGCUGGCAACAACGCUGGCAACGCCAAUAAUGCCAACAACGGCAAUGCCAACAAUGUGAACAACGGAGCUGCGGGUGCCAACGGCAAUGCGGCUGGCAACAACGCGAACACCGCCAACAACGGCAACAACGGCAACAACGGCAACAACGCUGGCAACGGUAACUUCGCCAGAGCCGUGGCCCCCAACCAGCAGCCUCCCCCUCCUCCGGCGAACAACAACCAGCCUCCUCCUCCCAAGCCCAACAACCGCAGAGCUGUGAACCCUCAGGCCGCUCCUCCCCCUCCUCCCAAGGACAACACGCCUCCCCCUCCUAAGCCCAACGGUGCCAGAGCCAUCAACCCGAACCAGCAGCCCCCUCCGCCUCCCGCCAACGACAACACUCCUCCUCCCCCCAAGCCCAACGGAGCGAGAGCAAUCAACCCCAACCAGCAGCCUCCCCCUCCUCCGGCCAACAACGAGCAGCCUCCUCCUAAGCCCAACAACCGCAGAGCGGUCAACCCUCAGGCCGCUCCUCCCCCUCCCCCCAAGGACAACAACACCCCUCCUCCUCCUAAACCGAACAACGCCAGAGCCGUCAACCCCAAUGCGCAGGCGCCCCCUCCUCCUCCUCCCGCGGAGAACCAGCAGGCUCCUCCUCCCAAGCCUAACAACGCCGCCAGGGCCGUGAACCCGAACCAGCAGGCUCAGGCUCCUCCUCCUCCCCCGGCCAACGACAACACCCCUCCUCCUCCCAAGCCCAACGGCGCUCGGGCUGUCGAUCCCAACCAGAGACCCCCUCCUCCUCCUCCUGCCACCAACCAACAGGCUCCUCCCCCUGCUAUCUAA